This is a messenger RNA of Penicillium verrucosum, 1086 nucleotides long. RefSeq names its product transcription factor domain-containing protein. The record is from RefSeq and is a predicted model, not a curated record. Gene Ontology annotation, molecular function: DNA-binding transcription factor activity; transcription cis-regulatory region binding. Gene Ontology annotation, biological process: positive regulation of transcription by RNA polymerase II. Gene Ontology annotation, cellular component: nucleus. The transcript has a single exon. Lineage: Eukaryota; Fungi; Ascomycota; Eurotiomycetes; Eurotiales; Aspergillaceae. Bases 1 to 1086 code for a protein of 361 amino acids.
AUGCACAUCUUUAACACCGAAACUGCCCCACGGCUGUUCCCCGCAGCUCCAGCGCUCUUCCUGCAAAGAAUCAUUUCAAGUUCCCUAGAGACACCCCAUCUUCUCUAUGCCCUCCUUGCAUCUGCCUGCAGUCACCACAGCCGACUUGUCCAAGAUACAGGACCGAAGUCUAAGGUAUCCUGCUUGAGGUUUACGAACUUGUCAAUUUCUAGCCUGCGCUCGGCUCUCAGUGAAACAAAGGCAACACUGACGGCUGAGACUGUGACAACAGCCAUGGCCCUGUGCACUAACGAUGUGUGCAAUGGAAAUAUGCAGACAUGGCGGACACAUCUUGGUGGGGUAAUGCGUCUUUUGGGUGCCUUUUUGGAUACUCAAGGAACACCGCGAAUUGCGGACCCUUACAUUCAAUGUUUGGUCAAAUGGUUUACAACAAUGAACGUUCUCGCUGGAUUAUCGGGAUUCACCACUAGCCGUGUAAUGAACUCCGAUACAGGGCUACUGGAUAGGUCUUUUGAUCUGUUGAACCCGCAUGUCGACGAUAUAUGUGGAUAUUCCUUGAAGUUGGCUCCGCUGCUUGCAAGGCUAUCUCAAUUGGUGCAGCGCCAGUGUCACACUGGGCCUGCGAUGCAACAAGACAUCUUGGAAGCAUCCCAAAGUCUUGAGAUUGAGAUCUUUUCCCUUGUUGAGUGCAGUGUUUCUGAUGGAGAUUCCCUUGAGCUGCAGAGUACACAUCUUGCCUUUGUACACUCCGCUCUACUACACCUCCAUCGCCGAGUCCAAACACUUCCAAGAACCCAUGAGACGGUGAAAGAGGACAUCAAGAAAGUCAUAGCCGCAGUAGAAGACAUCCCACCGUUCUCUUCUGCGAAUAUAUUGAUCCUUUGGCCCAUGUUCAGCGUUGGCUGUGAAACCGACGAUACCAAGGAACGCGAGUUUAUCCACAAGCGGAUGGGCGAUAUGCAAAGUCUCGGUAUGGGAAAUUUUACAAGAGCACGAGAGCUUCUGAGUAAGUUUUGGGAAUCCGGGACAUCCUUGUCCUGGGACACCUAUUUUUCUAAUCUUGGAUUGGAAUUGGUUCUAUUCUAA